AUGACUUCGAAAUUACUUUCUGUCUUCUUAAUAAUUGCUUCUACAUUUCUUAUCUCAUCAUCCUAUACACUAAGUCCACCAAGUAAUUAUACAUGGCCUCAAAAUAGCAAAAAAUUAUGUUUUGCUGGUCAAUUUGAUCUUGUUCUUAAUGUUGAUUAUAUUCAAACAACUGGCGCAAAAGCUUCAGCAAAAAUUCCAUUAAAUAAUAAUACAUAUGAAUCAUAUCGUGUAUCAUGUUCAGCACCAACAAAUGUUCAUAAAUUAACAGUAUCAAUGUUAGAUGGUUUUACAGAAUUUAUAUUAACUUUUUCUGUUGAUACUACUAAUGUCACAUCAUUAACACAGAUUUCUGCUUAUAUUACAUUGAAUGAUAAACAAACAUAUUUUACAAAUUAUUCAACUUCCUUAGAAGGUAUGCAUAAAUUUGAAAAAACUGUAUCAUUAUUUGUUGCUGAUCGUGGUAGUUCAUAUCGAUGUAAUACAAAAUCAACUAUUACAGAUUUUAAUACAGAUAAGAAUGUAACAAUUACAUCGAUUGAAUUAGAAAAUUUACGUAUUCAAUCAUUUGCUGAUGAUUCCAAAGAAUUUAAUGAUUAUGCUGUUGAAAAAGUUUGUCCGGCUGAUGUUGAUAAAAAUUCUAAUUUAAUUCCAAUUAUUGUUGGUGCUUGUCUUGCUGUAUUAGUUGUUGUUGUACUUAUUGCAUAUCUCAUCGGUCGACGACGUAGUCGUAAUGGUUAUCAAAGUGUUUAA
Messenger RNA from Adineta steineri, 750 nucleotides. NCBI's taxonomy places the organism in Eukaryota, Metazoa, Rotifera, Eurotatoria, Adinetida, Adinetidae. The record is from the annotation of a GenBank genome assembly.